Messenger RNA from Zerene cesonia (dogface butterfly), 1890 nucleotides. Its product is annotated as protein tyrosine phosphatase domain-containing protein 1-like. Gene Ontology annotation, molecular function: protein tyrosine/serine/threonine phosphatase activity; protein tyrosine phosphatase activity. The transcript has 12 exons. Lineage: Eukaryota; Metazoa; Arthropoda; Insecta; Lepidoptera; Pieridae. Gene Ontology annotation, biological process: protein dephosphorylation; cilium assembly. Bases 102 to 1886 code for a protein of 594 amino acids. The record is from RefSeq and is a predicted model, not a curated record.
GUAUUCCAAAGAUUUGAAUCAAUGUGUAUAUAUACGUAGCUUUCGCCAUAGGACUAUUUUCAAACACAUUAUUGUUAUAAAUUAAUGAAUAAAAUAGAACAAUGAACGGCGAUAUAAAUGAAGCCGCGGAGAGGAAUCCUCCUCUAUGGGAGAGGUUAGGCUGCGGUCACAUCACGCGACUGUGUCGACGGAAAAGGCGCAGGGUGUUUCCAGACGGCUCCAACGGCAACAGAAAAGAAAAUCGCCGUCGCAUCAAUCGCCCCCCCUCCGCGCAAUACAGCCCGCUCAGCGAAGCGGUGCGCACAAACACACCCCCCGGCUUACAGUGUGCAUUGUUCUGUGGGGGAUCUCGCUGCAAAUAUGAAUUGCCGUCACAGAAGUCUUCAGCUAUACAGGGACUGUAUUCUGAUUGGGUCACAGAAGACAUUCUGGCGAUGGCGCGACCCAGCACCACGGGCAUCGCUGCUAGAAAUAUCAUACAGCAAUUUCACAGCUGGGGCAUCCGGACGGUGUUCAAUCUUCAGAUGGCCGGAGAGCAUGCGAGCUGCGGCCCACCUCUAACCAAAUCUGGUUUCACAUACGACCCUGUGAUAUUCAUGGCAAAUGAUAUAUACUAUUACAACUUCGCUUGGCCGGACUACGGUGAAGCGAGCCUCAGCGGUCUACUGGAUAUGACCAAAGUCCUCUCCUUUGCUUUGCAGGAGGGUCGGGUCGCCAUACACUGUCAUGCAGGUCUCGGAAGAACAGGAGUGCUCAUAGCCUGCUACCUCGUGUACUCGCUCCGCAUCAGGGCGAAUGAUGCAAUCCGGUUGGUGAGGAAGAAGCGGCCCAGGUCGGUGCAGACCAGUGGCCAGAUACUGUGCGUGCAGCAGUUUGAACACUAUAUACUUCCCCAAACGGUUGUUUUUAGCUCGAAAGAUCCUCUGAUGCUGACGAGAGAUUCAAAGACAUGCGAGUUCACGCUGCGUCAGUAUUUACAUCGGCAGCGAGCGACACUUCAUGGAAUCGAGGAACGAGUAUUUAGAGAAUUACCUAAGAUAGUCUACUGUCUCUGCGAGCGGCUGCUCAAGUUGUGUGGAUGUCAGAAAAGUGCUGGAUUGGAUUAUACUGUUAAGAACAAGCCCUUUUACAAGUCAUUCAUUUGUUACAAGCUAAAAGAAAGCAGACCACCCGAUCUGACGACACCUGAAGAAGUACAAAAUGGCCAACCAAUGAAUCUACCAAUGGUAGAAUGGCGGAAUGCUGUAGAAGAAGAUGUGGAAAGGAACCUGGAGUCUGUUAGCAGGUACACCGGGACUGGAGGAAGCAUCGCCGCUGUCCAGGUCUACGAAGCAUUUAUAUUUGACCAUCAAAGUCUUCCAGAGGAAAAACUCAAGUAUCUCAAGCAAUUACGCGCAGAAAUUAACCAAAAAAGGGAAGCGAUGAGCCAGAUAGACGAAGAGGAGGAUCCAAUAAUCUUAACAGGGCUGUUAUUUCAAUGGCUUGAGGGAUUAAAGUGCCCAAUUUUAGACAAGGAGGAUCUUUCAAAUAUCGUUAGCCGUUCCACUAAUAUCGAAACAUGUAUACGAGCACUGCAAAUGGAAGACAUUAUGUUAAUAGAGUAUUUACUACGCUUCGUUAUAAGACUGCGCCCAUUAGUGGCGAAUAAGAAAGUCGAUAUUCUAAAACGCCUUCUCGCUUCAUUGUCGCACCAGUCAGUCAGUUUUAAUGGCAAAUUACUUCCUAACGAAUGUUUGCCUAAAUUGAGGGAAGGAACUUGCAGUAAUGUUAUCAAUUUUAUGUUACGCAUGGUGUUAGAAGUACAAAAUGAUAUAGCAAAACCGAGUCGGGAUGAUGUUGAUGUUAUCGUACCACCGAGAAAAAUAAGAAUAAAAGCCUGGAAAUAGAAAA